UGGUGCGCCAGUGUUGUUCGAGUAUGGCAAGGGGCCACAUUACGCGUUUGCGCCGUUGGAUUCCUGGAUUUAAUGUACUUAGGGGCCUCCGAAUUGGCCCGAAACAUGUCGCAGCAAUAGCGAUAUAAUAACCACAAAAUGGACAACCCAAACUUCGUAUUAAAUUUCGUAAAAAUCGUCGAGAGACACCCGGUGCUAUACGACCAGAAAUUGCCCCAUCGCACCGCGGCACUCUAUAGCAUUACGUGGGAGAAAGCCGCAGCAGAAGUCAGGAAUGAGUUGAAGGUAGACUGUACAGUUGAUGAUUUAAAGGUUAAAUGGAAAGGAAUACGUUCAUCAUAUGCCAGAUUUAAAAGGAAGCUAGAAAAGUGCAGCGACGGUACAAAACAAUAUUAUCUCUACGAUGCACUAAGUUUCCUUGCUCCACACACAAAACAUCGGCAAAAACUUCCUAGAACAGAAAAUCUUGAUGAUUAUCAAGAUAGUGACGUCGAAGAAUGGGAUCCUGAAUUACCGCUGCAAAUGUUGAACGAAGACACCAUUGCCAGUAAUAUAUCAUUGCCAGUAUGUAUUGGCAAGAACCUAGAACUUAACUCAGUAAAAAUAGAACCGAUAGAUGAAAACCAACUCGUGGACACUACGGACAUUUCUAGUGAUGAUAACCAGCAACGUCCAGAAGAAACUCAAGCUCUAAAGCGGAAAGGUUUUACGGAUAUCUUUGAAACUACCGCUAAAGUACAAAAGAUUGAAGAAAAUGCCGAUAUGCAAUUCUUUCGGAGCAUACUGCCUGAUAUUGAUAAUUUCACAAAUUCUGAAAAGAGACAAUUUAAGAUCGGUGUUUUGAAAUUAAUAGAUGACAUUGAACACAACCGACGGAAUAAUUAGAGUAUAAGUUUAAGGUAUUAGAACUAAAACUAACCAGCUCCUAUUAAAUAAACUACUUAUUUGUUAAUUAUUUAGUAAAUUUGAAUUCCGAGUUACCCUUUCUGGUAAAAUAUGAUGAUCGUUAUACUGAAGAUUAGUUUCAUGGUGCUUAUAGUUUUCGAUAAUUUUUGUACUGACUCUUCUUGGACAAUAAACUUAUUAGUCUUAUAACUUGUUAAUUCUUUUUCUUGCUAAGACAUUCAAAAAUGCAAAUUUCCAAGGAAGCGCCCCGGCCAUGGCGCUCAUUUACAUGUACAUAGAUAAAUAUCUAUGUACAUGUAAAUGAGCGUAAUAGAAAGUUUCUUUCAAUGUUUAGUGUUAAGAAAUUAUGUCUUAAAGUGUUUAUUUAAUUCGUUUUAUAUCAAGGCUUCUCUUUAAAUUCACUAAAUUUAUCACGUGUAUAUUCUUCUUUCUCAGUAAGAAGCAUAUGCAA
Molecule: messenger RNA, 1357 nt
Organism: Leguminivora glycinivorella
Lineage: Eukaryota; Metazoa; Arthropoda; Insecta; Lepidoptera; Tortricidae
Exons: 5
Coding region: 139-885 (248 amino acids)
Biological process (GO): regulation of transcription by RNA polymerase II
Cellular component (GO): transcription regulator complex; nucleus
Molecular function (GO): DNA binding
Source: RefSeq, a predicted model, not a curated record